Rhineura floridana is the source of this 4825-nucleotide messenger RNA. RefSeq names its product autophagy related 14 (gene ATG14). Gene Ontology annotation, cellular component: autophagosome; phosphatidylinositol 3-kinase complex, class III; extrinsic component of omegasome membrane. NCBI's taxonomy places the organism in Eukaryota, Metazoa, Chordata, Lepidosauria, Squamata, Rhineuridae. Gene Ontology annotation, biological process: cellular response to starvation; autophagosome assembly; mitophagy. The record is from RefSeq and is a predicted model, not a curated record. The transcript is spliced from 10 exons. The coding region runs from base 77 to 1597 and encodes 506 amino acids.
UUUUCGUUUCCCAUCAUACCCCGGAUUGAAAACAAAGUCCCACGUGACCGCCGGCUGCCGCGAGCCCAACGGCAACAUGGCGUCUCCCAGGGGCGGCGGCUGGUCCGGCCUGGCGCGGCGGCGGCAGCAGCACCAGCAGCAAGGACGGCCCGGUGUUAUGGCCGCCGCCGGCGCCGAGGGAGCAGAGCCCGCCGAGGCGGAGUCCGGGGCCGAGGGCCUGUACGUGGCGGUGGAGCGGUGCCCGCUCUGCAACACCACGCGCCGUCGGCUGACCUGCGCCAAGUGCGUCCGCGGCGGGGACUUCGUCUUCUUCGACGGGCGGGACUCGGAGCGGUUUUCUGAAAAGAAAGAGAGAUUAAACCACCUGAGGAGCAAACAGCAUGAAUUCCAGUCCCAGUUGUUAAAAGCUAUGGAGGGAAAAUGGAUAACUGACCAGUUGAGGUGGAAAAUAAUGUCUUGCAAAAUGAGGAUUGAGCAGCUGAAGCAAACGAUUUGCAAAGAAAAUGAAGAAAUCGCAAGAAAUUCUGAGUGGCUUCUUAGAAUUAAAGAUGAGAAUCAGAAGCUUUACCGCAGGGCUCAGCGCCAUCAGGAGAAGAAGGAGAAGAUCCAGAGGCACAACCGCAAGCUUGGAGACCUGGUGGAAAAAAGGAACUCUGACUUGAGGAGCCAGCAUGAGCAUCUCGCCAGCCUCCGGCGGUCGCAUAUUAUCGAACUGACCUCGGUCAUCUUCCCCAUUGAGGAGGUGAAGGUUGGCAUGAGGGACCCUGCAGACGUGUCGUCCGAGAGCGACAGUGCCAUGACUUCUAGCACAGUGAGCAAGCUGGCAGAAGCCAGGAGGACCACUUACCUGUCUGGGCGCUGGGUGUGUGACGAUCACAACGGGGACACCAGUAUCGCCAUCGCAGGGCCUUGGAUAACCCUUCCCAACAAUGGGGAUUAUUCGGCUUAUUACAACUGGGUGGAAGAGAAGAAAACCACUCAAGGGCCAGACAUGGAGCAUAACAACCCUGCUUAUACUAUCAGUGCUGCGCUUUGCUAUGCAACUCAGCUUGUCAACAUUUUGUCACAUAUACUUAAUGUCAACCUUCCCAAGAAGCUCUACAACAGUGAGUUCUGCGGGGAAAAUCUCAGCAGGAGGAAGUUCAUGUGGGCAGUAAAAAAGCUGAACACCAACAUCCUUUACCUUUGCUUUUCUCAGCAUGUCAACUUAGACCUCCUGCACCCUCUGCAUACGCUCAGGAACCUGAUGUACCUGGUCAGCCCUGAGACGGAAGACUUGGGAAGAUCCGGUCCGUUCGAGAUCAGUGCUGAUCUGGAAGACUCCAUGGAGUUUGUGGAUCCCAGUGGCGCCGGCGAAACAGACGAGAGCGGAGACGAGCACAUCAGCGAUGAAGAGACUGACCUUGGGACGGACUGGGAGAAUCUGCCCAGCCCGCGGUUCUGCGACAUCCCCUCCCAGCCGGCAGAGAUGCUGCAGAGCCAGAGCACGUUGGCCUCACGAGAGCCCAUGGCUAGCACCAGCAGCGCCGGAGGCAUGAUCUCCUCGGCAGCAGCGUCUGUUACCUCCUGGUUCAAGGCAUACACUGGACACCGCUAGGCAACUUUUGGGCCUCUGGGGGGGAAGUUCCUUCCUACGACCCGCCAUCACUGUAGUAAACCUUACAUAUUCAGCUCAGUAGUGCCUGGAACAACAAGGGUCAGACUUCUAAUCGCAUUACACACACACACACACGUCUAAAAGAUGGUUUUAAUUUGCCCACGCUGACUGCGAUGGCUUUGUAAAUUUCUCUCCGCAUACACUUCGAACACCUGAAACGGAACUUGGCACCUCUUAAGUCUCAACUGUUCUGCUGAGGAUGAAAGGAGGAGAAUCCUGUCUGUCAUUUUUAGUUUAUUUUUUAGUUUCUUUAAAAAAGAAGGAAAGGAAGAAAACAGACGAGAGAUGUGAACUGGCAGUCAUUUGAAGUGUGAAGACCAAAAGAGGAACAGCAUUAAGGAAAACCAUUUUGAGAGUGAUGCCAAUGCACAAGGCCUUCCCCUGUGAAUAGUUCCUAACGGGGGUCUUGGGUUACUUUGUCCUUAAAAAAAAAAAAAAAAGGUGCGCGUCUCUUACAAUGCACAGGAAAAAAAGAUGUACAGCUCAAAUGCACAUUUGUAGAGCCUUCUGGCAAAAUGUGCAAGCGAUGCAUUAUGUGGUUUCUAAUCUCAGUUGCCAGAAUUUUAAUACAAAAAAAAUCAUGUUUCUUCACUAUCAAUAGAUUAUUUUUUUUAAAAAGAAAAAAUGGAUGGUAGGCCAUGCCUUUUCGUGCGUGUGCGUGCAUGCUCUGUUGAUCCAGUAAUAGAAGGUUUUCCAUGUUGAGACUCAGAGGUCCUAGGCUUCUUAUUCUGCUUACCUGACACCAAAGAGAAUUAUUAUGGUCAUAAAUAACUUGCCAAUACAGAGUAAUUCUACUGCUAUAAUAAGGUUUGCCUUGUCACAAAUCCUCUUGUAUGAAAAGAAGCCGCACUUCCCCCCCAAUUUGGCAACUAUAUAUUCCAUGUGUUUUCGGAAAGCCUGCACUCCUGGGGCUGGUGACACAAGGAUCUUUUUCCUCCUUGGUUCAAAAUCGUCCUCAUGUUUGCAUCCAGUUCAGCUUCUUGUUGGCUGUGUAGCACAAUGCACCUUUGACUUCUGAGUAGGCAGGCUUACCAUGGUGGGUUACUUUGCCUUUCAAAAUGUUCCCCUUUCUUGAUCAGCCCCCUUGAGAAAGUUCAAGCGUUGACAUGUACAUUUGUGAAUCGGUUCACAUGAAGAAGCCCCGCGCAUGCUUGCCCAUCCCUUUCCUCCAUGCUUCCAGUCUUAAGGUGCAGGGUGGCCAUCUCAUGCUGAGGGCUGUAGGCUGUUCUUCCUGAAAAGCGGUGAGGGGAAAAAGGAGGCGAGUUGGCUUUACAUGCCUGUGCAUCACAUGAAAUUCUGAGCAGUGGGGAGGGGACUUAGGUCCCCGCUCCCAUCAGGAAUUUGAUCAUCUGAACCACACCUUAGUUUGUCACACACAUAGAACACUGACAUCCAAAGAGGAAGUUCUCAGCAUCCGGCAUCGCCCCGUAGCAACUCCUUUGCAUUAUGGUACCGUAAGGAGAAAAGUUGCGUGUGCAUUUCUGCUCCUCUAGUGUGGUUGAUGCCUUUGCUCUUUUUGUCCCCAGUGCACACUCAUGGAUGCCAGUCUGAUGGGCAGCCUCCCUGCACAUCCCAUUCCCAACAGCAUGAGCCUGAAGGUGCUUUUUCUGCUUUGAAGCCUAUUCAGACUUUCAGGAGGGCAUGUAGUUCUGUCAUGUGGAGAUCUGCUUCUGUGGAAUAAGACAGAUACAUAGCCCCCGUCAAAAAUCUUGCCAAGCAAAAAGCUUCCUUCGUACAGAUAACAGGCCAAUGCCGACAUGCAUUCUGAAGUGUCAUACAUUCAUAUGAAGAAGGUUCUAGAUGCUGAACAUUUGAAUCGGCUCUUGGCAAUAGCAGUUCCGCAGUGCACUUCUGUUCAGGUUUUCAGUGACCGACUGCCCCAUUUUGGCCCGGAGUUGGAUGUAAGGCGCUGCAUGAGAAUCUGAGUAUUUACUUUGACAGAUUUCCCACGGUAGAUGGGCAUUUGCUGGCUGGGUGAGUGAAUGGGGAGGCUUUUGUUUCAUGAAUUUGUUAUUAAACCAAAGAUCCCACUAGCUCAGUAUUUUUUAUUUUAAAAUCUGUUGGGUGUGAGAUCCCAGCCCACAAAGACUAAUUCAGAAGAACAGCAAUAGUAUGAUCCAGUCCGCGUCUUCUCUGCAGGCACCUGGUGAGGUGGUAUCCAGCUACAAGAGAUGUGAAGGAAAUGGGGUUACGCAUGGCCAGAGCUUUGUCUCAAGGGAUGUUGUUACAGCAGCAUAGGCUUGUCCUGCAAGUCUCUCCUGUGUAAAAAUGUACGGUGGAAAAAGGUUUUGAGAAGGAAGGCACUUGAUUAGUUUCGGAUGAGCUGGGCUGUUCGGAGCUGCUGGAGGGAGGUUCCUCUCGGAUGGCCUGGGCCCUUUCCCCAUGUCAAUAAUUCUUGUGUGUUCUCUUUUUCUCCCACUCUUGUGGUAUUUUAACCAUUCUGCUGCUUAUUUAUGGUUUAUUUUGAAAAAGAAAAGAGGAAACCCUCCCAACAGACAUGCCAGUUGUCUAUGGUGAAUUGGGGAAGAUAUGUUUAAAUGCCAUUAAGCCAUGAAACUGCAUCAGUUGUCACAAUUCCCUCAUUUUAAAAUGACACCUCUCUUCCGCAGUAGUGUAGCGUCCAUUAGAGAAUUCGCAAAGGUGCGUCCCAAGGAUUGUUAUGUUGUUUGGUGUUGAAUCCUUUUGAGAUAAACUUUUUUUUGUAACAAUAUAUGUUUUUACACAUAUAUAGCUAUGUGGAGAAACUGGGAGUUGUGUGUCCAACACUUUAGUGCAAUUGAGAAAAGUUGAUUGUUCUGCUGAACGGAAAAGGGGAGGGGACUCUGCAUUAAUGGAUAUCAUGGCCAAAGGUGGCCAGUUGAGCAUUUUGCAAGAUCAUAGUUGUGACAUCACAAGGGCAGGAUUGUGCAUUUAGGGCCAAGGUUCUCAAAGGUGCCGAGUGGAGCUUCUGAAGCGAGGGAUGCUUCCUCUCCCUUCUCUCUUAAAAGCAAAACAGGCCCUCAAAGAGGGGGAUCUAUGUAUGUCCCAAAUCCCUGACCCUCCUUUUCAGCAAUCUUAACCUUGUGAUGCCACUUUCAAACUAGUAGGGUUGUAACUAAACAGAUGCGUGUUUUGUUCCCCAUAAGUUUAUUGUAUUAUUGCAAUAAAUCUUUUAACAGUUUUUUUAAA